AUGUCGACGGCUUCUAAUCGUUCCAGCGGUAUCAACCGCAAAUUGACCGACCUCCAGAAUGAGGCAAAACACUCGCAUUCUCGGAGUCUGUCGAGCACUCGCAGAAGACUCUUGAGCUCGGCAGAUGCAUACUCGUAUGCGCUUCGAGUCGCCUUCCUCUCCCACUUACUCCAACCACGAGCACGACGCACUCAAACAGUCACGCAAACCCCGACCCAUACUCGCCGUUCAUCAUCUUCCUUUCAAGACCUACUAGGGGACUUUGUUCGUCUCAGAGAUUCAAAGAGCACGAGGUUCCCACAUGGCUUCAUUGCAGAGCUGGAGAAGAGGCUUACGGGCAUACUGAUGGGCAAGGAAAGAAGGAAGGAAUAUCAGGAUCCCGUCGUUAUCCGAUCGUUCGCAGUCUUCCUCAAUGCAUUGAAGGAUCCCUCUUUCAAGCGGCGAAUGGAGCAAGAUCGUCGCGUCGAAGAUCUUGUCCUUAUUUUCUUCUCAAACGCCACAAAGGAACUAGGGAAAGGAAAAGAUCACCAGGAUGAUAGCUGGAGCCUGAUGGUUGACAGACAUGUUGCGCUUUUCGUCCGUCUGAUCUCACUCAUUCUCAAGGAACACGAUUGGGCCAAGGAGAGACCAGAGCUUACCAGCAGGCUGGCAGUUCUAGAGUCAAAACUCCUAGCUCACGACCAAGAUCUUGCCGAGACGAACGGAUCAACCAAAACAGUCGAAACACUUGCACCUGUCAGCUACGAUGUUAAAGAUAUGCCGUUAGUGCAAUUGGUUGCGAGGAUAUUCGGAAUUAGUGCCUUUCAAGCUCAGGAUGAUAUUGACCGCAACAAAAAUGAGUGGACCCCAAAAGCUGCUCUUCAAGAUUUGAAGAAUUAUCAAGCCCAUUUGACCCUUAAGACGGGGAAGACAUUGUCUAGAGAUGACUUUCCAGAUGAUGAGUCUUACGAGAUCUGGAAACGUGGUGAAGGUCCAGACCUGUCGCAGAUGAUGCUAGCAAUUGUACAGUCGAAUCCUGAACUUGCAAAGAGUACGCCAGGUGCUACACUGCCACAAUUCAUAUCGCAGGACUCAGUUAACUCUACCUUCUCUGACCUGUCACCUACAACUUCUAAUAGGUCGAAUCGCAUUUCGUAUAUCAUUGAGCAGCCUAUAGACCUGAGCUCUCUGUCUCUAGUCGACGAGGCAGAUCCUGAUCAUGUCUACACUUUCAUCCCCUCUGAUCCAAGAUCUCUAUAUCGCGCAAUCUUAUCACGCGCUCUGAUGUAUGAUCUUCAAGAUCAGAAACUAGAAGCUACCGAAGCAACUUCUGAUGUCCCAUCUCUAAAACUAUUGUCGAAACAAUCGACGGAAUUGCUCAACGAGAUUUGCUUGCGCUGGCGCAUUCCAGCUUCCUCUCGCGUCGUUCUGUUUUUGGACGUGAUUCGGGAGAAGUUCGUGGAUCAACAGAUCGAUAUUAACACAGUUGAUGCUGCUUUCACUUUCGUAAAGCAGGUGCCAACUCAGGAAGGGAAAAAAAGAAGCAGCGUACUGGCGUCUGUUAUCUUUGAGAGGAAUCGUUGGAUUCUGCCUGAUAUUUCGUUGAUGCGUGACCUCUUAUCUGCGCUACAGGAGGCUCUUUUGCGGGAACUGUAUGAUGUGAUGAUGCAUUGCUACGAUCCAAAGCCUCAUCCUAUCGGUCCAGUUAUGUAUAUUCUGGACAACCACGUUCGACUUGACCCGCAAUUUGAGGACACUCCUGAUAAGUUAGGAGCGUUUUCCAAGUAUGUCGAGGAAGGGCUCACCGAAAAGGCUAAAGAGACCUAUCAGAGACUCCUUGAUGAAGCUAUUCCAGCCGAUCAUAUGCAAUGGGAGGCUUAUAAUGUUGCACAAUUGGGGGACUCUAUCAAAAAGCUAGCGCAAAAAAUCACAAAGCGCUACAAGAAUAAUCCUGUUAUCAUGGGGGUGAAUCCACUGAACAUACUUCUCACCUGUAUACUUCCAAUGUACGCAAACGAUGCUCAUGAGAUUGUUCUUCGGCUGCUAGAGCGGGAAAAGGAACAAGGCAUAGAGAUCCCUGUUCAGGAUGGCUUUGACCUUUACAAAGGACUGUCUGAAGUCAGGCGCCUUCAUAUGAAUGCACUUCCAGAUGUUCCAUUUUCAAUUCCCGUGGAAAAAUUACUCUCCAACUUCGUGUGGCGCUGGAUCCAAGAUACAGACGGCAAAUUCAUGGAGUGGGUUGAACAGGCUGCCAGACAGGAUAAUUUCAGUGUUCGAAGCGAUGAUUCAAAUGAACUUCCUCCUGAUGACAAGCGGCACAGUGUUUCUGCAAUUGAUAUUUUCCGUUCAUUCAACCAGGUUGUCGACGACAUGAAGAAUCUACAGUGGGAGGAUAUUCUUCAAUACGCUAAAUUCAUGACAGCUUUAUCCAAAUCCAUCGGAAGAGCCAUCGCCAGAUACUGCGAGAUACUUGAACAGAAUUUUACUAAAGAGAUGGAUCGCUUGUCUCCGGAUCAGGAAGCUUCUUUGGCUCAAUCAAGACAGGAGAAAUUUAUGCAGAUGGCAAAGGAAGCUUGGGCCAAUAGGGAGAAGAUUGAGCCGUUCCAGUUUCUUCCGGAGUCACUCGUCAAGUUAAAUAACAUUGAAUACGCCAUUGGGCAGCUUGAUAAGUUGGAAAAGGAGAUUAAUGUGGAUGGCUGUGCAGAUGUUAUUGCGAAGAAUACGCCCCCUAUCACACAACAAAAGAUUCGUAAAGCGACCACCUAUGUUUUUACUGUGAAGAUCGUCGAAGGAGAGGACUUGAAGGCCUGUGAUAUUAACGGCUGGAGCGACCCAUAUGUGGUUUUGACGGACGAAUAUCAGAAACGCAUAGCCAAGACUCACAUUGUCUACCGCAAUUUGAAUCCUCGAUGGGAUGAUUCUGUUGAUAUCACCACCAAGGGUGCGCUAAACAUUAUUGCCACUGUCUGGGACUGGGAUGCAGUGGGAGAUCAUGACUAUGUGGGACGAACAUCACUCAAGUUAGAUCCCGCCCAUUUCAGUGAUUUUCUUCCUAGAGAAUUCUGGCUUGAUCUGGAUACUCAAGGGCGUAUCUUGAUACGAGUAAGCAUGGAAGGUGAACGGGAUGAUAUCCAGUUCUAUUUUGGCAAAUGUUUCCGGACAUUGAAGCGGACUGAAAAAGAAAUGACUCGGAAGAUUACAGAAAAGCUCUCUGCCUACAUCAGCCACAGUCUUUCACGCAGGGCACUUAAAGCGAUGCUCAACCGUGGACUUACUAUUUCCAGCUUCCUAAGCCGCAAUCGUACGGGACAUACUUCAACAAUGCCGACGCAAGAGGAGAUUGAAACAGCGCUAGAUCCCCUCUUUACGUAUUUCAAUGACAACUUCGAGAUCAUGAACAAGACACUGACUUCCGAAGCAAUGAAAAUGGUCAUGGCUCGAUUAUGGAAGGAAGUGCUAGUAACCAUUGAGGGCUUACUCGUCCCUCCUCUGUCGGACAAGCCUUCUCACCAAAGACCUCUUACACAGCAAGAGGUCGAUAUCGUCUCCAAGUGGCUAGGUUUACUUUUAACCUUCUUCCAAGUCCCUGAUGAAGAAACUGGCGAAGCGCAUGGUGUUUCGUUGGAUAUUCUAAAAUCACCCAAAUACCACGAUAUCCAGUCACUCAUCUUCUUCUACUUUGAAUCCACCGAUACGCUCAUCCGAACAUCGGAAAGAAUGGCCUCAGCAAACGCUGCACGACAGCAAAUGAACAAAAACAAAAUGCUGACACCAUCUGGGCCUGGCAGCAUCGGUGGACCAGGCGGUAUGCUCGGCGUCCCCGUCCGCCGCGCAAAGAGUGUAAUGUUUGUCCGGAACAUGGGUACGAUGCGAAAAGCCAAGGCCGAGAAGUGGCGAGAAGCGCAAGCUGACCCCAACGACGAUAUGAUUUUGAGGAUAUUGCGUAUGAGACCCGAAGCAGCUGGGUAUUUGCGUGAUCGCAGUCGACAAAAGGAGAGAUUAGCGGCGGCUGCAGCUGCUGAUGCAAUUGUUAAACAGAGUCUGGUGGCUAGUAGCGGAGGACGAAUGGCGGGCACCUUGGGUGGUCGGUGGUAAUAUUUCACUGUCUUUUGUUUUGAUCUUUUCUCCCUUUACCUUACCUUUUUUUCUCGUUGAAUUACUUCAUUUAUGAUGUUGAAGCAAGCAAGCACGUUACUGGCCUUAUACCCAUUCCCAUAGCAGAUGUCAACAAGCACAAUAUACGCUGAUUUCAUGAUUUCC
Molecule: messenger RNA, 4239 nt
Organism: Talaromyces stipitatus ATCC 10500
Lineage: Eukaryota; Fungi; Ascomycota; Eurotiomycetes; Eurotiales; Trichocomaceae
Product: C2 domain protein
Exons: 5
Coding region: 1-4074 (1357 amino acids)
Source: RefSeq, a predicted model, not a curated record